AUGCUCUUUGCAGUUGCUAUCAAGACAGUUGCUGAGUCUCCAGACACGGUGGAGCCAACAUAUCUUCGGCCCACCAGGACUUCACAGCAGCUCAUGGUUGGCGGCAAUCCUUUUUUGAUGCUCCCGGGUCAAAUGCACAACUCUUCCUUUUCUUCUGCGGAGUACAUGUCCAAAAUGUGGCCAAAGAUUGAGUCAAUGAACAUUAACACAGUCCUAGGAAGUGUAACCUGGCAAAUGAUUGAACCGACAGAAGGCAAUUUCGAUUUCAGCGAGCUAGACCAGAUUAUCCUUGACUCUCGAGAACACAGCCUUCACCUUGUCCUCCUCUGGUUCGGAAGCUUCAAAAGUGCCACAUCCACAUACGUGCCGGAUUGGGUGAAGCAAGACGUCAAACGCUUUCCAAGGGUUCAUAUACUUGUUGAUAACGGGAAGCUCAAGACUGUCGAUUUGUUGAGUCCUUUCAACGUUGAAGCCUGUAGGGCGGACGCAAAAGCUUUCGCUGCCCUGAUGCGCCACAUCAAAGAGAUAGAUUCGCAGUACUCUACUGUGUUGAUGGUCCAAGUUGAGAACGAAUGCGGAAUGCUGGGUGACAGUCGAGAUCGAUCUUACGUUGCGACUGACAGCUUUGAGUCCACAGUUCCGGAAGACCUGUUGAAGUAUCUGACGACAGAGACUGAACUACAUCUGAUGUUCAGGAAACGCUGGCCAUAUCUCAAGCAGGCACUCGAGCAUUGCGAGAACACUAGUUGGGAGUCCGUAUUUGGAUACGGUGUUGCAACGGAGGAACUUUUUAUGGCAGACGUCUUCGCUCGCUACGUCGCUUGGGUCGUAACAGCUGGAAAGAGGGAGUAUGAUAUUCCGAUGUAUACAAAUUGCUGGCUGAGUCCUGAUGGCCUGUCGACACUGGACCUGAAUACUAUCACAAAAGGCAGAAGCACAUCAGCCGUAGCUGGCGGCUCUCACAAAGUAGGUGCAUACCCCUCUGGUGGGCCUGUGCCACAUCUACUUGAUAUCUGGUACAUGCAUACAAUCGACAAAGGCCACCUCGACUUCAUCAGUCCAAACCUGUACCUCCAUGACUAUGGUUGGAUUUGCAAGCAGUAUAGUUACAAGAAAAGACCAUUAUUCAUACCCGAGCAGAGGGCGGACAAUGCAGGUGCCAGAAGAGCAUGGCUCUCCUAUGGCAGCUACAGCUGCAUUGGCUGUAGUCCCUUCGGCAUCGACACUGUGCUCUCGAGCGAAGCGGACAGAAAGAUCUGGCAGCAUACCUACGGUCUACUCCAUCGCUUGAGUUCCCAUAUCCUCGAAGCACAAGCACAACGUCCAGAAAGCAUGUUUGGCUUCUUCUUCGACGAGUUCGACAGCCGCAACGUGCACGAAGAAUGGCGGUACACCUUCAGCGACAUCGCCAUGGAAGUCGUCGUAGAAAGAGCUCUCGUGCUUGGAACGCCUGCACCAGGAUACGGUCUUGUGAUACAUCGAGGAGAAGGUAAACUUCUGCUUGCUGGUGCAGGAUUUCAAGUCUCCUUCAAGAGUACUAAUCCCAGAGCAACGUUUACGGGUAUCCUUUCUGCUGCUGAAAAGGAGAUCGAUGAAGAUGGCACACUACGGACUGCUAGAGUGUUGAAUGGUGAUGAGAUUGCAAGUGGCAGGUCUAUGGUUAUGCCGUCGGAGCAGCCUGAUCAUGGCGGUUUUCCGAUGAGAAUCACAGUUCCUGCGAGGACAUAUGUUGCUGAGGUUGUGGCUUAUAGUCUUGAGGAAGACGAAGAGGAUAUUUGA
This is a messenger RNA of Lithohypha guttulata, 1779 nucleotides long. RefSeq lists its product as uncharacterized. Gene Ontology annotation, biological process: carbohydrate metabolic process. Gene Ontology annotation, cellular component: beta-galactosidase complex. The coding region runs from base 1 to 1779 and encodes 592 amino acids. Lineage: Eukaryota; Fungi; Ascomycota; Eurotiomycetes; Chaetothyriales; Trichomeriaceae. The transcript is spliced from 2 exons. Gene Ontology annotation, molecular function: beta-galactosidase activity. The record is from RefSeq and is a predicted model, not a curated record.